This is a messenger RNA of Camelus dromedarius (Arabian camel), 546 nucleotides long. RefSeq names its product cytochrome c. Gene Ontology annotation, molecular function: electron transfer activity; heme binding. The record is from RefSeq and is a predicted model, not a curated record. Gene Ontology annotation, cellular component: mitochondrial intermembrane space. The transcript has a single exon. Gene Ontology annotation, biological process: mitochondrial electron transport, ubiquinol to cytochrome c; mitochondrial electron transport, cytochrome c to oxygen. NCBI's taxonomy places the organism in Eukaryota, Metazoa, Chordata, Mammalia, Artiodactyla, Camelidae. Bases 61 to 378 code for a protein of 105 amino acids.
GGACGUCCGGCUUGCGGGCGGAAAUUCCUCAGUUCCGCGCGGUGAAAGAACGAUUUAAAAAUGGGUGAUGUUGAGAAGGGCAAGAAGAUUUUUGUUCAGAAGUGUGCCCAGUGCCAUACGGUGGAAAAGGGAGGCAAGCACAAGACUGGGCCAAAUCUCCAUGGUCUGUUUGGGCGAAAGACAGGUCAGGCCGUUGGAUUCUCUUACACAGAUGCCAACAAGAACAAAGGCAUCACCUGGGGAGAGGAGACACUGAUGGAGUACUUGGAGAAUCCCAAGAAGUACAUCCCUGGAACAAAAAUGAUCUUCGCUGGCAUUAAGAAGAAGGGAGAAAGGGCAGACUUGAUAGCUUAUCUCAAAAAAGCUACUAAUGAGUAAUAGUUGGCCACUGCCUUAUUUAUUACAAAACAGAAAUGUCUCAUGACUUUUUUAUGUGUACCAUAUUUAAAUCAGUCUUAUACACUAGAAUUCAGAUCAUGAAUGGCUGAUGGAAUAUUUCUGUUGGACAGACCUGAUUUAAAUAAGAUUGGCUUGUGAGUAAAUGAA